Messenger RNA from Malassezia sympodialis ATCC 42132, 2856 nucleotides. It is a transcript of the gene SYF1, whose product is annotated as mRNA splicing protein SYF1. The record is from RefSeq and is a predicted model, not a curated record. Gene Ontology annotation, molecular function: protein binding. Gene Ontology annotation, biological process: generation of catalytic spliceosome for first transesterification step; mRNA splicing, via spliceosome. Gene Ontology annotation, cellular component: U2-type catalytic step 2 spliceosome; Prp19 complex; post-mRNA release spliceosomal complex. Lineage: Eukaryota; Fungi; Basidiomycota; Malasseziomycetes; Malasseziales; Malasseziaceae.
AUGGGCUAUAUCACGCAUGUGGAAGAGGUGAACUACCGCAAACGUCCUAUUCCAGACGCGUGGAUGUCGUCGGGCAGCGUAAAGCUACUCGGACUGUUGUCAGAUGAGACGCAGCGCAUCGCACUCCAGCGCAUUGUCGGCUUGUAUGAGCGCGCUAUCGCUGUCUUUCCGUCUUCAUAUAAGCUAUGGCAUCGAUACUUGAAUGCACGGUCGCGAUUUGUUGCUGGACAUCCAAGAGAUGAUGAAGAGGGUUAUCGUCACAGAUACCUUCACGCAUCCCAUGGGUUAAUCGAAACAGGCCCAGAACUCUUGGAAGAGAGGUUGCGCGAGGAAAAGCAAGAGGUUUGGGAUUUUGCCCUCGAUGGAACAAUCGGCUGGCAAGAAUGGCGAAGCUUGGCAGCUGCCUAUGAACGGGCUCUUCUCUGUCUUCCAAUGAUGCCGCGCAUUUGGCUUGACUACCUGAGCUUGUUUGUGCAUCCUAACUGCUCGCCGAUUCUUGCUCGCACACACGCUCGUCGCACAUUCGACCGAGCACUUCGCACAUUACCUGGCUCUCAACACCCUCGUGUAUGGAAGUUAUACUUGAGAUGGGCCGAGCUAUGUGGCGGAGAGUUGGCUCGUCGUAUUUGGCGGCGGUACCUACAUGUGGAUGCUACGCUAUCGGAGUCCUUUGCAAAACUGCUAGUCGAUCAAUCAGAAGAACCUAGACUGGCAGAUGGGCUUUCAAUGAGUAUGCUUCUCGUGAAAGAGAACAUCACCGACGAUGCGUCUCGAGAAGAGGACGAAGACGAGAAUGAAGAUGGGGAUGAUGACGAGCUGAGCCCCACGAUGCAACAACGAAUUCUGGAGGCAUCCAAAAUGUACCUGAAAUUGGCUCGUGAAUCUUAUCUUGGAACUUAUACUAGUCCCGAGGGAAAAAGUUCUUACCAUUUGAUGCUUCAGUGGUUGGAGCUCACUGAGCGUUACCCAGAAGUAAUUGGCCUCACCUUGGAACAAGAGAAAAAGCUCCCUCAAAGAGAUUCGGAGGUACCUGCUCCUUCCCAGGAAACGGACUUGCGUGACCCUACCCGCCUGCCGGUCUCACAAAUCAUCCAUAUGGAUGGAUUGGCUCACUUCCCAGACCAGGCAGGUCGUUUGUGGUCCGGUCUUGCGACCUACUAUAUCAAACGUGGUGAUUUUCAAACAGCGCAAGAAACGUUUGAGAAGGGUAUGGUGUCAGUUCUUACUGUGCGCGACUUUACGCAAAUAUUUGAUGCUUAUGCGGAAACAAGUGAAAAUAUGAUUCAGUUCAUGAUGGAGGAGCUGGAAGAAGAAGAAGCUGAAAGUGAAGAAAAGCAGGCUGAGCAGGAAGCUGAAAUCGAUCGACGAAUGCAUGAAUUUGAGGCAUUGAUGGAACGGCGGCCCUUCUUGGUGAAUGAUGUUCUAUUGCGGCGCAAUCCCGACGACGUUCAGGAAUGGGGAAAGCGUGUAGUGUUGUGGGGCGAUAAUGAUGAAAAAGUCAUUGAAACGUACAAGAAAGCCUUGGAUACGAUCAAUCCGCGAAAAGCAACUGCCAACCUCCAUCAGCUUUAUAUCCGCUUUGCCCAAUUCUACGAAGUAGGAGGCGCAAGAGGCCGUAACCGUUCAGAUCCAGUCGAGCACGAUGUCCCUAGCGCUCGUCAAAUUUUCGAAAAAGCCGUUAAAGUGCCUUAUAAACGUGUGGAUGACCUUGCGGAGGUUUGGUGCAGCUGGGCAGAGAUGGAAAUUCGCAACUCGAAUUACGGGGAAGCAUUGCGUGUGAUGUCUCGCGCAACAAGUGCACCCAGCAGCUAUCAAAAGAUUCGCAGUGUGUCCUAUUAUGAUGAGUCAAUUCCCCCCCAGUCGCGCCUGUUUAAGAGCCUAAAGUUAUGGGCUUUCUAUACCGAGCUAGAAGAGGCGCUGGGUACAAUGGAGAGUGCCAAGAAAGCAUUUGAUCGUAUUAUGGAGCUCAAAAUUGCAAACGCUCAAACUAUCAUUAACUUCGCCUUGUUUCUAGAAGAGCACCAGUAUUAUGAAGAGGCCUUUAAGGUAUACGAACGCGGUGUUGAAUUGUUUACAUACCCCGUUGCUUUUGAACUGUGGAAUGUCUACCUCAGCAAGUUUGUCAAGCGGUAUGGUGGCACCAAGCUCGAGCGGGCGCGUGAUUUGUUCGAACAGGCAUUGGAUAAAUGUCCCCCUCACCUGUGUAAGCCUUUGUACCUCAAGUAUGGACAGCUAGAGGAAGAAUAUGGUCUGGUUCGUAAAGCCAUGAGUAUCUACGAGCGUGGAGCCAAUGCGGUCACUGAAAAGGACCGCUUUGAAAUGUACACGUAUUACAUUGCGAAAGCCACUGCCAACUAUGGGUUGGCAGCUUCGCGUCCCAUUUACGAAGCAGCCAUCGAAGUACUUCCUGAUCGACAAGCAGCAUCGAUGUGUUUGCGCUAUGCUACACUAGAACGAAAGCUGGGAGAAAUUGAGCGGGCCCGUGCGAUUUACGCACAUGCAUCUCAGUUUUGCAAUCCUAAAACGCAGCAAGAAUUUUGGCAAAUUUGGAAUGCGUUUGAGAUUGAGACCGGAACCGAAGAUACGUUCCGUGAUAUGUUACGUAUCAAGCGAUCAGUUCAGGCACAGUACAAUACAGACCGCGCAAAUGUUGCCUCAUCGAUUGUUGCACCGCAAGAAGCACCAAUGACCUCAGAUCCCAUGGCCAUGUUGGAGGCACAAAAUCGCGGUGAAACCUCAGGGAGCGAGAAAGUGGAUGCUCCAACCUUUGUCACAGCUUCACAUGUGUCAAAGCCUCAAGUUAGCACAGUGAACCAAGAGCAAGUUGGUGAUGGCAACGAUGAAGAUUUACUGUAG